UUUUUUUUUUACUAUGUUUAUGUAGUUUAUAUCAUUAUCUUAUUUUGUGUCACUAAUUAAGAGUUUAUAAGGAGUAUUUUAUCCCGUGAAUGCAAUCUGAGUAACGAUAAAAUCGUAUGAAUCACUUUUUCGCUUGCCGAUAAACUAAUUUUAUAAACUUUUUUUUUUUACUAUGUUAUAUCAUUAUUUCAUAUUUUGUGUCACCAAUUAAGAGUUUAUAAGGAGCAUUUUAUAGAAUUCGUCAAAAGUUACUCAUUUUGACAUUCACAUAAUUUGUAUUUCUAAAUAUGUUGAAAAAUAUCAUUCAUAAAAAGGAUAAAAAGACUGAUGCGAACAUCUAUAACGAAAUUGCUCGUCUCAACCUUGCCCAAAGACCAAAAAUCUACCUAUUUUCAUAUUUUACUAUAAAUGAGAAAUCUAAGUCUAGCGCCGAGACUGCUCUUUCCUUCUGUGAAAAUGACGAAGAAAAACUUGCAUACCUUAAUAACAUCUUAAGUUUAAUUGAGAGUUCUGUUCACUCUACAGUCAAUGGUGAUGAAAUGUCUAGUACUAGUACUGAGGCUGAGGAGAUGAAGUUUAAUGAUGCAGUUCUUAAAAAAUUUGUUCAGAAACUGAACCUCAAGCAACUUGAGCAAUUUGAGCCAUUAAAAGACAAAGAUAUAAAGAAAUUCUAUGAUUUUGCUGGGCCCGAUUUCACUUGGCCUUCUACAAGUGAUAUCAAUGAGCGCCGUGCCAUAUACGACUAUAUCACCGAUCCUGAUCCCCGUUUUCAAGAAGGUCAAGGGGAAGAAAUUGCAAUUAACAGGCUUGCAUACCGUCGCCUUAUUGAGACUGGAAGUUUGGAUUCAUCUAAAGGAAAAUAUGUUCAUAUUGAACAUGGAAAAUUAGUAGGUUAUGGGUCCGAGUUAUCAGAAGAGGAAUAUAUGGAGUUAAUAAAAAAAAAUCCUGGUAUGGUAUACUCUCUGAUUGAGCAAGAAGCGGUUAGAAUAAGAUUUUCCUCUACUGCAAAUAAAAAGGAAUGGCAGGUAAAUAUGCGAAUUCGGAAAAAAGUUGACCGUAACGACAUUGCGAUAAUUAAGAAUGUUGAACGUGACGACAUGAACAAUAUAGAUUUUCGUCUCAUAUUGGAUUCGGGGGCAGAAAUAACCGUUAUACCAUUUUUUAUAAGAACGAAGAUGACAUACGAUUAUGGUUGGAACACAAUCCCAACCAGAUUUAAUGGUUAUGGUUCGAAUUUAGAUAUUUUUAAGGUUUCUAUUCCUUGGGAGAUCUCAUUAGGCGAUGGGAGUAACUGGACGGAAUGGAUAGAAACUAGAGAAUUAUAUUGCUGGCAAUAUAAAAUUCCCAACAACGCCGUUGAUUGUGGUUUAGUAGGAUUCGAUAUAUUAAAUGCUUUAUAUCAAAUUAAAAUUCCAGGGAGGCCGUAUAUCUUUGUAACGCAACAUGACGGUAUGAACCAGUUGCAACAAAUUUAUAACAACCAUUGACAAUAGAUAGCUUAGGAUAAAAUUAGGGUUGUAAAAUUAUAGUAUCUUAAAAAAUUAUGUACAGUAAGUUAUAUGUAAAUUACAUUGGGAGGUUUCGGAAAUAAUAUCAGAAUAAUUAGGAAAUAAUAUUUUUCAGUAAGUAAAAUUAUAACAUAGUGAUUCCAAUUUCUAAAAUUAAUGAUUAAUUUUAAAAA
Molecule: messenger RNA, 1681 nt
Organism: Rhizophagus irregularis DAOM 181602=DAOM 197198
Lineage: Eukaryota; Fungi; Glomeromycota; Glomeromycetes; Glomerales; Glomeraceae
Source: RefSeq, a predicted model, not a curated record